Molecule: messenger RNA, 1810 nt
Organism: Momordica charantia (bitter melon)
Lineage: Eukaryota; Viridiplantae; Streptophyta; Magnoliopsida; Cucurbitales; Cucurbitaceae
Biological process (GO): response to stress; positive regulation of DNA-templated transcription
Cellular component (GO): nucleus
Molecular function (GO): DNA-binding transcription factor activity; transcription cis-regulatory region binding
Source: RefSeq, a predicted model, not a curated record
CCGAAGCAACAAGUACAACUUUACUGCUGUUGACAAAGACGCGUUGGGACAAUUACGUAAAUUGACCCACAAACUCUACCCGUGCGGAUGGGCCCCACACGCAGACAGAUAUUACUUGGGGAACAAGCAGUCGCUUUAAAAAUCGGCUUCUUCCUCUGCCACCAUCGCCGAAAUUCCCCUCUUCAUAUUUAUCCUCUGCCUCACACUCACACUACUUUCAAUUUUUUUUCUGAACCCAAAACCAAAAGUUAACUUCGUGGCUAAGAAAGCAACGAAAGAAAGCCAAAACUCCACGUACACACAUCUCUCUGAAUUCCCCACCACUCACCACAACAUUCAUCAGAAACGUCAUCAAUUUGGAUAUUUCCUUUCCUUUCACAGAUGCCUAUAAAAACCCCUCUCUUUAGGUUUCUUAUCCUUUUACACCCCUUCUCAAACUCUUCUCUACAACUACAACAGGAAAGAAAAGCCUUCGUUCAAUCGAGAGUUUGAAGAAGCGCAUGACGUCUGAGAUUUCUAGUGGGGAAAAGACAUCGAGGAAGAGGAGAAAUGGGUAUGUUUCUGUAGUGGACACUCUGAACGAGUGGAAGAAGUUGAACAAUCAGUUGGAUUUGGCUAAAGAUGGAGAAGAAGAGGUUCGUAGAGUACCAGCCAAGGGCUCUAAGAAGGGCUGUAUGAGAGGGAAAGGGGGCCCUCAGAAUUCUGACUGCAACUUCAGAGGCGUUAGACAGAGGACUUGGGGGAAGUGGGUGGCUGAAAUUCGAGAGCCAAUUGCGAGCAAUAGCCGUACCAAGAAGAAAGGCAGUCGCCUAUGGCUUGGAACUUUUGCCACUGCUCAACAGGCUGCUCUUGCUUAUGAUGAAGCUGCUAAAGCCAUGUAUGGCCCUUUUGCUCGCCUCAACUUCCCUGAUUCUUCUUCUCCUCCUCCUCCUCUGAGACCAGCAAUGGCAGAGCAUUCUGAUGCAAUAUCACCGGUUGCUUCUUACUCUUCUUCUUCUUCCUCCAAUGGAUUGUCUACACAGAGAUUCAACUGUUAUUCAAUGGAGAAGAAAGAGAAUUGUGGGUACGACUCAAUGGAGGAACUGAAGGUGACAGUUGGUGAAUCUUUGGAAAGAAGCAGAGUAGAUUAUUCAGAUAUGGCCACUCAUUCCCAAGCUAAACCCAGUUCUAACUUUGGAGACAGAUUAGCAGAAGAGAAUAUCAAGGAAGAAUUAGAAGAUGUCUUGAGAAGAUGUGAUCUUAGUACAGAUGGCCAUGAUCGUAAUGACCCUUCUGAGCUUAGUUUUAAACUCGAGGAUAUGGAAACAAAUGGCUGCAAUGGCUUCAACGAUUGCAAUCAAUAUGUGAUUCAGAAGCUUCAGAGUGAUCCAUAUGCAAGAACUUAUUGGAUUCCGACGGACUGGGAGCCAGGCGAGCCCGUCGAUCUCGGGGUACCGACAGUGGUCGGAAGAAAACCAACAGAGAUGAAUAGCUAUGGAGACUGUAUGGCCUUCAACCAUGAUCUGAGUUUCUUGCUGGAUAGGCAAAAACACAUGGGAGUUGGAGACCUGAGAGUUGAUGAUAGUAACUUCGACUUUCUGAGACCUGAUUAUGAUUUUGGGUUGGAGGAGGAAAGAAGGUGGCUUGAUUCAUGCUUCCAUGGAUGAAGAUAGAAGAUAGAAGAUAGAAGAUUAGGCAGGGUAUUUUUUGUACCAAUUUGAUUCCAUUUUGAGGGUACAUACUCUUCUUUUUCUUGUUUCCCUUCGCCUUCUUGCAGGCGCCUGUUCUUUUGUGCACCUUUAGUAAUAAGAGAUUUAGAAUGAUUUAUCAA